This is a messenger RNA of Paramuricea clavata, 318 nucleotides long. The record is from the annotation of a GenBank genome assembly. Lineage: Eukaryota; Metazoa; Cnidaria; Anthozoa; Malacalcyonacea; Plexauridae.
AUGGGUGUAAAUUUGGAAAAAACAGAUCUUUCCCCAAAAUCUCAGGGCAAAAAUAUUCAGCAGAUGAAGGAAAUUUAUGAGGAUUUAAAAGAAGCAAGACCAGUUCUGGUACCAAAAAAGCGCAAAAGAAAUGAAAGAAAUGCAGAGGACCAAACCCGCGGUGGCGGGCCCAGUCAUCCCACCCGCGAAACCGCCCUGGUACAAAUUGGUAAUGAAAGUGUUGAAAAAGACAGCGCUGUCGCCCUGGCUUGUCACAAACUUUACUUGCUUACCGGAAAUGGUGAAGUUCAAAAAAGGAGAGCACUUUUACGAAAUUCG